CAGUCGGCGGGUUGGGUUGAGAAGAGGAAAAACAUCUUCCUCAAGAAAGUUGAAAAUAAAAAUUGAAAACUUGUAGUAAUAAAGUAAAAUUAGUUAUAAUAUUGAAAUUAUAGAGAGGAGUAGAGGUGUUUAUCCUCUCUUUCUCCGAUAAGGUUGAAAAUUGGUGUGACCUGAUAAAUUAUUAAAAUAAUGGCGUCGCUCGUCAAGGUGUGCGGUCGUUUCGGCACUGCAAGGCUCAGCUCUAGUCAACAGCCUUUGGGAGUACAAUUGCACAAAAUUGCGCCCAAGUCCCUCUCCACCCUUCCUUCAUUUAUAGACGAUAAGAAUAAGAAAGAGGACAGCUUGGCUCUGGUGACUGUGAGAAAUGCGUCGUCAACUCCAGGAUCAGAAGUAUCAACAGAGAAACCGAAACCUUACUCGCCCUUUCAAAACACAAACAGCUGGGGAGAGUAUGCUGUUGCUCGUUUAGAUGACCUUAUGAAUUGGGGUCGUAAGAGUUCAAUGUGGCCGUUAACGUUCGGUUUGGCUUGUUGUGCCGUGGAAAUGAUGCACAUUGCCGCGCCCAGAUAUGACAUGGACAGGUUUGGAGUUGUAUUCAGAGCGUCGCCACGCCAGGCUGAUGUUAUCAUUGUUGCUGGUACGCUGACAAAUAAAAUGGCACCAGCCUUGAGAAAAGUUUAUGAUCAGAUGCCUGAACCCCGUUGGGUGAUUUCUAUGGGAAGCUGUGCCAAUGGUGGGGGUUAUUAUCAUUAUUCUUAUUCGGUUGUCCGAGGUUGCGAUCGAAUUAUCCCUGUGGAUAUUUAUGUCCCCGGAUGUCCUCCAACCGCUGAAGCUUUGAUGUACGGGGUUUUACAACUGCAAAAGAAAGUCAAACGAAUGAAAACUUUGCAAAUGUGGUACAGGAAAUAACGUAGUAAAGUUGAAGCAUACGUAGUAAAAUACUUUGUAUUAUAAUAAUAUUCCCUUUCGGUAUCAUCGGUAUCUGCUGAAACGCAUCAUAAAGCAUCCACAAAAUUGCGGUUGUUUCUUUUAACCGCUGCCUGUUAUUCACAUUGUAAAAUAUGUACUAAAUAUAUACUAUAGACUAAUGUUGAAGUGAAAAUAAACCCACUGGUAAAUCAA
Messenger RNA from Folsomia candida, 1122 nucleotides. RefSeq names its product NADH-quinone oxidoreductase subunit B 2. The transcript is spliced from 6 exons. Bases 190 to 909 code for a protein of 239 amino acids. The record is from RefSeq and is a predicted model, not a curated record. Gene Ontology annotation, biological process: mitochondrial respiratory chain complex I assembly; electron transport coupled proton transport; aerobic respiration. Gene Ontology annotation, molecular function: 4 iron, 4 sulfur cluster binding; NADH dehydrogenase (ubiquinone) activity; quinone binding. NCBI's taxonomy places the organism in Eukaryota, Metazoa, Arthropoda, Collembola, Entomobryomorpha, Isotomidae.